Messenger RNA from Paraglomus occultum, 560 nucleotides. NCBI's taxonomy places the organism in Eukaryota, Fungi, Glomeromycota, Glomeromycetes, Paraglomerales, Paraglomeraceae. The record is from the annotation of a GenBank genome assembly.
AUGAAGAAGCGAGACAAGGCGGAGCGGAAGCUUGAUGAGGCGAAGGGGGAGUUUGAUGAAGCGAAGGAGCAACUAAAGGAGUUCGAGGGAGAUGAAGACAGCGGGCAGUUGCUGAAGGCGUUGCUAAAGCGCUUUCGUAGAGAUCAAUCCGCUGAAGUCUGCGAAUUACUUUCUGCCAAGUUGCCUUCUGUUCCGAACAUUACGACUCUACAAAGUAUCUUCCAAUUACCCUUUCUCUCCAAGCUUCCAGUGAUAGACGAUUUGUAUUUGGAAUCUCCUUUUGACAAAUACUUGUCUUCAUCUGAUAAUGGUGCAAAAGACCUUGCGAUCCACAUAAGCUACGUGCUGAACUCACCAGUCUUGGCUUCAAUAGGGAGCGCAGUUGGUGAAGACAUGUUACGUGGUCCCAUCGAUCUGAUUGUCAGGAACUUCGUCAUGUUAUUCCGGGAAAAGCUUGCGACCGAUUUUCUGUGUUGGUUGAAUGACGUAUUGAUUCUGAAAGGCGAGGAGAAGGCAUCACAAAGCGAGUUUGACGCCGCCUGUGAAGAACUUCGUUCCAA